AUGUCCGUCAAUCCCUUUCCCGCCCAAGCCUCUUCCUCGCCGGUCGGUCGGAAUCGCACUUCCAUUCUGUCCAAGUUUCGCUCGCAGCUCGGCCAACGGAAUCGUGGUAUUACUGAUUUCUAUAUCGAACCUGACGAUCCCUGGCGCUCCUACUUCCCCGGCGAUGUAAUUAAGGGAACAGUGGUGCUUACUGUUGUUCGGCCUGUUCGCAUUACGCACUUGGUGAUCUCCUUGCAUGGCAUUGUCAAGGUGUUCAAGAAUAAUGUGCCAGCAGGCGAGACUCCUCCGGAUGUUGGGUCUCUGGGUCCUGGACGCGGGCGUCGAGGCGCAGAGUAUCUGGGAAACGGUGUCGCAACACUAUUUGAAGAUGAAGUGGUUCUCUGCGGAGAAGGUCGUCUCAAGGAAGGAAUUUACAAGUUUCGUUUUGAGAUGUCAUUUCCUCCGUAUGCACUUCCCAGCAGCAUCACGUUCGAACGAGGGACCAUCUCCUAUAUGCUUACAUCCACCCUAACGAAACCUACAACUAUAAACCCGACCGUUUCAUGCCGAAGGCGAAUCAACUUACUAGAAAACAUCGAUAUCUCUACUUUUCCAGCUCCCAAGGCUCGGGUAGUUACCCUUGAGCCUAUUUCCCGACGCUCAAAGUCCAAAGGAAAAGCCAAGACGGCGACGUCCGAUGCGCCCGAAUCAGGAUCUAUGGAACUUUCGGUGAAUGGGGGAACUGCCACCUCAGACCACCGCCCUCCUCUCAGCCCGGCCCCCAGCAAUGUGAGCUCAUCUAGCCGGCUCAGCACUAGCAGCCAGAGCUUUCAGAUCGUCACAGAUCCAGGGUCAACCGCCAGUAGCGGUGUGCGUAAUAGUGAAGCCCGGAGCAUCACGCCUUCUGUCUCUGACAAAAUCAUUACCGCCAAAGCUGAAGUGUUGCGCGCUGGCGUGCUUCCUGGUGACACCUUGCCCAUAAAAAUCACGAUCAGCCAUUCAAAACAAGUGCGCAGUGCGCAUGGCAUCAUUAUAACCCUCUAUCGACAAGGUCGUAUCGACCUCCACCCUGCGAUCCCUGUUGGAGUCACGGCGGAUGGCAAGAAGCCGCGUUACGAAGACUAUUAUCCCCGUUCUCGAACCGGCCUUGGUGGUCUCUCCAUCGGCACUACUCGUACCAGCAGUGUCUUUCGAAAAGACUUGACGCAAUCAUUCGCGCCUCUUGUCGUGGACCCGACAACGCUGACUGCUGAUAUCAAGACCUCGAUUCGCAUACCUGAAGAUGCUUUUCCAACCAUCACACGCACGCCAGGCAGUAUGAUCAAUUUUCGGUAUUAUGUCGAGGUUGUCGUUGACCUCCGCGGUAAACUCACCUCGCCCGACAGAUUUCUGCCUCGAUUCAACCUGGUAUCUUCUGGCCGCAACUUUUCCUCCAGUGGAAAGAUAGUGAACGCGGCUGAUACCACUGGUGGUGAUGUUACGGCUAAUUGGGGAGGCAAUAUUCUGGAUACGGACCAGAUUCGUCGUGAGAAGGGAGUUGUUGCCGUCGCCUUUGAAGUAGUCAUUGGGACACGAGACUCUCAGCGACGAAAGAGUGAAGCUCGGCGCACAUCAUCCGCUGCAGAGGGCUCCGACAUUCAACAACCAGCCGAACAUAACCCAGAAGGUGAAUUCUGGGGCCCUGACCAGCACCAUAUUCCAGACGCGGAGUAUCCGCUGCCGGAGACCCCUGGAUUUGGACAGGAGCAGCUACAAUGGCCAGAGUAUCCGGAACAGCAACAGCAACAGCACCAGCACCAGCACCAACACCAACAGUAUCAAGCCCAUGGAGGCGUGCUUCCGAGUCCUGAGUCUGAUCAGCCCAUGGAUGAAAAAGAACGGUUACGGCGUGCGGAACAGACGCUCCUACCCAGUCAACCGCCGGGUGAUCCAGAGGCUGGACCAUCGUCAGCGGCGGAGGCUACAAUGCCGACUGCGCCCGUGCUUCCGGAAGAUGAUCACAUCAAUGACUAUCACCAUCUCCCGUCGCCAGGAGUGAACGGAGUAAACGGGAUGUCGCCUGCUCUGAUGUCUGCCGAGUCAGUACAAACCGUGGUUGCAGGAAGCAGUACAACACCCAUUGAUAGGCCUUCGGCACCUGGAGAAGAUAAGCACGAGCUUGAGCGUCAGCGGCUCCUAAUGGAAGCGAGUGCGCCGCAAGAUCCGGAUGGCUUACAUGGCGAACAUGCAGAUGAUGGACCUAGUGCACCUGUUUUCCACGAUGAGGAUGGCGACCAGCAGCUUGUUGGUGGGGCUGCAAAUGGGGACGAGCUAUUGCCACGAUAUCAAAGGUGA
Aspergillus calidoustus is the source of this 2313-nucleotide messenger RNA. The record is from the annotation of a GenBank genome assembly. Lineage: Eukaryota; Fungi; Ascomycota; Eurotiomycetes; Eurotiales; Aspergillaceae.